AAAAAAUUCCAUUUUUUUAAUAGUAGAGAUUUUUAAAAUAAAAAAACCCAAAAAAUACCGAAAUUUGCAGUCUUGCAGAGCCCUCUCUCUCUCUCUCUCUCUCUCAUCGUCUGCGAGGACGUGCAGUGUAAGCUAUGGCUAGGGCUCCAAGCAAGCAUGGCCGCGAUCAGGCUCUGGAUUUCCAGGGAUUUUUGAAUAACUUACAAGAUUGGGAGCUCUCUCUCAAGGACAAAGACAAAAAAUUCAAAGCAGAAGCACCUAGAAACGAAAAAAUGAAGAUUGGAAUAGUUGACCAGGAUAGAAGAUCCACUGGGAAAACUCCCUCAGUGGAUUAUUUAAGAAGUAAUGCUGGACAACAUGAGUACCUGAGGAAUUAUGAUCCCCUAACAAGUUUAUCAAGCAGUAUGACUGAAGAGAAUUCUCCUGAUGCUGCUUCAGAGAAAGAGCAGGGAAAUGAGUAUUUUAAGCAGAAGAAAUUUAAGGAAGCAAUUGACUGCUAUUCAAGGAGCAUUGCUUUAUCACCUACUGCAGUAGCUUACGCAAAUAGGGCUAUUGCCUAUCUCAAAAUCAGAAGAUUUCAAGAGGCUGAGGAUGAUUGUUCAGAAGCCUUAAAUUUAGAUGACCGCUACGUAAAAGCAUACUCCCGCCGAGCGACAGCUAGAAGAGAACUCAGAAAACUAAAAGAAUCCAUUGAGGAUUCUGAGUUUGCUCUGAGGUUGGAGCCUCACAACCAAGAGAUCAAGAAGCAGCAUGCUGAGACAAAAUCUUUGCUUCAGAAGGUGAUUCUUCAAAAGGCAUGUGGAGCACAAAGAAGCUCUGUACAAGGAGCUUCUGUAAGUGGUUCUCAAAGGACAGGCACUGGUGCAACUCAGGAAGAUCAUACAAAGGAGAACAUCAAAAAAAUUCCUACAAAAACAUCCUUCUCUGUGGAGGAAGUAGAAGGCAUGAACAUGGAUGUUGAAAACAGAGAAGCAGUACAAGAAGUGAAUGGCUUGCGUGGUGAUGCUGUUCAAAGUUCUGGUUUGGGAAACCAGAGAACUUGCCACAAAGAUUUAGAAGCAUCAGUGCAAGACCUUGCUUCUCGAGCAGCUUCUCGAGCUAUGGCUGAAGCUGCAAACAACAUCACGCCACCAAAUUCAGCUUAUCAAUUCGAGGUUUCUUGGCGAGCACUCUCUGGCGAUUCUGCACUGCAGGCUCGUUUUUUGAAGGCUACAUCACCAAAUGCACUACCCAAGAUAUUCAAAAAUGCCUUGUCUGCUCCUUUAUUGGUUGGCAUCAUUAGGUGUCUUGCUUCCUUUUUCAUUGAAGAAAUGGAUCUGGCCAUCAACUACUUAGAAAAUUUAAGCAAGGUGUCAAGGUUUGACAUGAUUAUCAUGUGUCUUUCAUCCGCAGACAAGGCUGAUAUCCUCAGGAUAUGGAAUGAAGUAUUUUGUGGGGAGACAACGCCAACUGAAUAUGCGAAUGCACUUAAUAAACUACGCUUGAGGUACUGCCCCAAAUGUUGAACGAUUCAUGACUUGGGGAAAAUGUAAUUUACUGUCAAAGAGUUCCCUAAUGGUACCACUUCUCAAAGGCUCUACCACUGCUUUUGGUUUCUAAACUGUACUAAGUGGACUUCUGGUUCCUGAGGAUUCAUUACUUUUGGUAAUGUGUCAAGGUGUUCCUCUAGUUAUUUGUCAUUUAGUGAGAUUCAACGAGGAUGAUUUUAUAUAAGACAAGAGAAGAUAGCGUGGGGGGUGGUUGGGCUGUGUUUGGUUUUGUUUUGCAUUUGUUUUUAAUUUAUUUUCUUUUUCUUGGGGAGAAAAACUGCCUGACCAAGCCAUGGGAUGUGAGCUUUCAAAAUGUGUAUGGGUGUCUACGCAGAGAUCGUUGAUAGUAGAAACCCUUUGAUUUGUGGAUAAUUGAUGUUGUUGAGUUUAGAAGUAUGAAUUUCGGAUUUUGAAUUUGAA
This is a messenger RNA of Malania oleifera, 1949 nucleotides long. RefSeq lists its product as uncharacterized. The record is from RefSeq and is a predicted model, not a curated record. Gene Ontology annotation, molecular function: protein binding. The transcript has 12 exons. The coding region runs from base 135 to 1505 and encodes 456 amino acids. Lineage: Eukaryota; Viridiplantae; Streptophyta; Magnoliopsida; Santalales; Ximeniaceae.